This is a messenger RNA of Cooperia oncophora, 726 nucleotides long. The record is from the annotation of a GenBank genome assembly. Lineage: Eukaryota; Metazoa; Nematoda; Chromadorea; Rhabditida; Trichostrongylidae.
AUGCAUUGCCGGAAUCUUCCAGCAGUGUUAGGUUGCCUUCUUUUCAGAGCUAUCGCCAGGCGAAACAAUCUCUACCCUGGACGACGUGAUUUCAACGACUUAACCUCUCUUGAGAAGCGUAUAAGUGACAAGAGCGUUAGCGACGGAUUCCGUCAUUACGCUCCUAUUGUCGACGACACCGGCGAUGGGUUCUGUUUAGUAAUUAUAAAUGAGACGCAGCGCGAAUGGUUGGCGGACUUCUCGCAGAGAGGGAUUGGUAUCGAUGACACAUUUAAUGUGUCCAUGUACAAACUUAGACUCGCUACGAUUAUCGUGGCUGAUCACUGCGACCGAGCAUUGCCAGCCGCUUUCAUGCUGAGUUUCAGGAUGAGUGAGAACGAGUUGGUAGUCUUGUUCGAUAAGGUCAAGGAAUUAGUUCCUGCAUUCGCUCCCGAAUUCUUCAUGAGUGACGACGCUCCAUCGUUUUACAACGCGUUUCGAAGAGUAUUCCCUGAAGCAAAAACGCGGAAGAUUCUCUGUAAUUGGCAUGUGCUGCAAACGUUCAAACGUUCAGCAAGAAAGAAGUUGACCAAACCGUCCCUGCUUGGAGAGUUUAUGUCCAGGAUUCGGCUUGUCAGCAGAUCGUGCAAGUCGACACUGUUCACAAAAAGAUACGGAGAUACAUUGACGUUUCUACUGAAUCAGAACCAACAUGAAAUGGUCGACUAUCUGCACCAAAACUGGUAA